AUGGAAAAUUACGGAAUAGAUGAUAUGCUGGAAACAUUCAGGAAUGCCUCUUGGUUCUCCAGUUUAGAUUUGGCCAGUGGGUACUGGCAAGUCUCCAUAGCCGAACAAGACAGGAAAAAGAUGACCUUUGUCACCAAGUUCGAGGUUUAUGAGUUUAAUGUUAUGCCUUUCGGUCUCUGUAAUGUGCUAAAGGAGUAUAUUGGGCAAUUUGUUGCUGUCUACCUAGAUGACAUUACUGUCUACUCUAGAACUUUCUGGGAACACAUGGAUCAUUUGAAAAGGCCUCAACAUAAGGCAUUUGAAACAUUGAAGCGCCAUUUGACUACUGCCCCAAUUUUACAAUACCCAAAUUUUGAGAAGACAUUCUACUUACACACGGAUGCUUCAGGGAUAGGUCUUGGGGCCAUGUUGUCCCAAAAAGAUGAAAAAAAUAGGAAGCAUGCAUUAAGCCUUUUGUGUAUCACGGACCAUGCCACUCUUAAAUGGUUGGAGACAUCGAAAUUGAAAGGAAGAAGAGCAAGUGUAAAUGCACUAUCCAAUCUCCCCGAAAUAAAUGAUAAUGAGAAAGAAAACCGGCCAGAAGAAGCUAGGGAGGUUUUUAAAGUUGAUGUUAUAUGUAUAGAAGAUAGUGAAGAUGAAUGGUACUCAGAAAAUGAAGAUUAUAAAGAGGACUAUAAGGAUGAAGGGGAUUACGAAUCUGAGGUGGAUGAAAGUGAAGUAGUAGACAUGAAUCGGCAGGAACAAGGGUAUGAACAAUUAUUACAUGAUUUCGAAGUAGAAUCAGGCCGUAAAUUGUUAUGGGAAGGCCAUAGUGAUAUUGCCCAACAGUG
This is a messenger RNA of Dentiscutata erythropus, 830 nucleotides long. The record is from the annotation of a GenBank genome assembly. NCBI's taxonomy places the organism in Eukaryota, Fungi, Glomeromycota, Glomeromycetes, Diversisporales, Gigasporaceae.